Messenger RNA from Knipowitschia caucasica, 3924 nucleotides. NCBI's taxonomy places the organism in Eukaryota, Metazoa, Chordata, Actinopteri, Gobiiformes, Gobiidae. The record is from the annotation of a GenBank genome assembly.
AUGCUCUCCUGCUGCGUGUGGAGCUCUGUCCUGCUGCUUCUGUGCGGGGGUGUGACAUCACAGCCCUCCUUCCCCAGCCUGGAGGCGCUCCGACCGGCCCGCACAGAGGAGGCGCAGACGGCGGCUGUGAACGGGCUGCUCCGCAGGGUCCUCGGGGUCCGAGCAGCAGAGUUUAUCGUGUCCGUGAACAAGAGUCUGUCCAACGACAGUCUGGACGUGUGCGAGCUCCGCUCCUCCAGGAACAACACGGUGGUGGUCACCGGCAGCAGUGCUGUGGCUGUAGCCUCUGGACUCUACAACUACCUCAAAUACUUCUGCAACUGUCACGUGUCCUGGUCUGGAGACCAGCUGGACCUGCCCCGACCCCUGCCCAAGCUCAGCGGGACUCAGACCCCUGUGCGGACUCAGACCCCUGUGCAGACUCAGACCCCUGUGCGGACUCAGACCCCUGUGCAGACUCAGACCCCUGUGCGGACUCAGACCCCUGUGCAGACUCAGACCCCUGUGCAGACUCAGACCCCUGUGCAGACUCAGACCCCUGUGCAGACCCCUGUGCAGACUCAGACCCCUGUGCGGACUCAGACCCCUGUGCGGACUCAGACCCCUGUGCAGACUCAGACCCCUGUGCAGACUCAGACCCCUGUGCAGACUCAGACCCCUGUGCGGACUCAGACCCCUGUGCGGACUCAGACCCCUGUGCGGACUCAGACCCCUGUGCAGACUCAGACCCCUGUGCAGACUCAGACCCCUGUGCAGACUCAGACCCCUGUGCAGACUCAGACCCCUGUGCAGACCCCUGUGCAGACUCAGACCCCUGUGCAGACUCAGACCCCUGUGCGGACUCAGACCCCUGUGCAGACUCAGACCCCUGUGCAGACUCAGACCCCUGUGCAGACUCAGACCCCUGUGCAGACUCAGACCCCUGUGCAGACUCAGACCCCUGUGCAGACUCAGACCCCUGUGCAGACUCAGACCCCUGUGCAGACCCCUGUGCAGACUCAGACCCCUGUGCGGACUCAGACCCCUGUGCGGACUCAGACCCCUGUGCAGACUCAGACCCCUGUGCAGACUCAGACCCCUGUGCAGACUCAGACCCCUGUGCGGACUCAGACCCCUGUGCGGACUCAGACCCCUGUGCGGACUCAGACCCCUGUGCAGACUCAGACCCCUGUGCAGACUCAGACCCCUGUGCAGACUCAGACCCCUGUGCAGACUCAGACCCCUGUGCAGACUCAGACCCCUGUGCAGACUCAGACCCCUGUGCAGACUCAGACCCCUGUGCAGACUCAGACCCCUGUGCGGACUCAGACCCCUGUGCAGACUCAGACCCCUGUGCAGACUCAGACCCCUGUGCAGACUCAGACCCCUGUGCAGACUCAGACCCCUGUGCAGACUCAGACCCCUGUGCAGACUCAGACCCCUGUGCAGACUCAGACCCCUGUGCAGACUCAGACCCCUGUGCAGACUCAGACCCCUGUGCAGACUCAGACCCCUGUGCAGACUCAGACCCCUGUGCAGACUCAGACCCCUGUGCAGACUCAGACCCCUGUGCAGACCCCUGUGCAGACUCAGACCCCUGUGCGGACUCAGACCCCUGUGCGGACUCAGACCCCUGUGCGGACUCAGACCCCUGUGCGGACUCAGACCCCUGUGCAGACUCAGACCCCUGUGCAGACUCAGACCCCUGUGCAGACUCAGACCCCUGUGCAGACUCAGACCCCUGUGCAGACUCAGACCCCUGUGCAGACUCAGACCCCUGUGCAGACUCAGACCCCUGUGCAGACUCAGACCCCUGUGCAGACUCAGACCCCUGUGCAGACUCAGACCCCUGUGCAGACUCAGACCCCUGUGCAGACCCCUGUGCAGACUCAGACCCCUGUGCAGACUCAGACCCCUGCGCAGACUCCUUUGGUGGGAGUAGAUGGCAGCGGGAAUACUCCACCGGUUAAUUCAGACGAGCUCAGCAAAACGGCCUCUUUCAAGUCAUUCACUGUGUUCGGGCCCAGUGCCAGGCGCCCACAACGGGGUCUGUUCGCACACCCUCGGUUCCGGUACUACCAGAAUGUGUGCACGUUCAGCUACUCGUCAGUGUGGUGGGACUGGUCGCGGUGGGAGCGGGAGAUCGACUGGAUGGCCCUGAACGGGAUCAACCUGCCCCUGGCGUUCACGGGGCAGGAGGCGCUGUGGCUGGAGGUCUAUCGCUCCUUGGGCCUUAACCAGACGGAGUUGGACGAGUUUUUCUCUGGACCAGCGUUUCUGGCCUGGAACCGAAUGGGAAACCUGUUCCGCUUUGGAGGACCUCUGUCCCAGUCCUGGCAUGUGACGCAGCUCAAACUCCAGUUCAAGAUCUUGGAGAGGAUGCGGUCACUGGGCAUGAUCCCAGUCCUUCCCGCCUUUUCAGGAAAUAUCCCUAAAGGAAUUUUGAGAUUGUAUCCAAAUGCAAAUGUGACGAGGCUGGGGCCGUGGGCCCAGUUCAACUGCAGCUACUCCUGCGCUUACAUCCUGGACCCCCAAGACCCACUCUUUCUCCGGAUCGGUUCACUUUUCCUCUCCCAAAUCAUAAAACAGUUUGGCACCGAUCACAUCUACAACACGGACACCUUCAACGAGAUGACUCCGCCCUCCUCUGACCCGGGCUACCUCUCGUCCGUCAGUCGUGCGGUCUUCAGCUCCAUGACGAGCGUGGACCCUCAGGCCGUGUGGCUCAUGCAAGGCUGGCUCUUCUUCAGUGACGCUGCCUUCUGGAAGCCGGCCCAGAUCCAGGCCUUACUUCAGGGCGUGCCGCUCGGACGGAUGAUUGUGCUCGACUUGUUUGCUGAGACAGAACCAAUUUUCUCUUACACCGAAUCGUUCUAUGGACAGCCGUUUAUCUGGUGCAUGCUGCAUAACUUCGGAGGCAACAGUGGCUUUUUUGGCACGGUCGAGAGCAUUAACUCUGGGCCCUUCAAAGCCAUGCACUUCCCAAACUCCACGAUGGUUGGCACAGGGCUGACGCCGGAGGGCAUCGAGCAGAAUCCAGUCAUCUACGAGCUCAUGAGUGAACUGGCCUGGCGUAAGGAGCCUGUCAAUCUGGCCAAAUGGGUUUCUCUGUACGCCAUUCGCCGCUAUGGAAGCACACAGAAGGAGCUGGGCACGGCCUGGACGCUGCUGUUCUCCAGUGUUUACAACUGCACUGAGGCCCAUUACCGAAACCACAACCACAGCCCGCUGGUCCGCCGGCCCUCCCUCCACAUGAACACGGCGCUUUGGUACAAUCCCAGUGACGUCCUGGAGGCCUGGAGGUUACUGAUGGAGGCCGCCCCCGCGCUCAUGUCCAAACAGACGUUCCGCUACGACCUGGUGGACGUCACGCGGCAGGUUCUGGAGGUGAUUACAACGUUGUUUUACAAGGACAUUGUUGAUGCUUUUAACAAACACAGGUUGGCAGAUGUGCUGACGGCGGGCGGCGUGCUGGUGUACGACCUUUUCCCAGAGCUGAACCGCCUCCUGAACAGUGAGCGUGGCUUCCUGUUGGGCGUGUGGCUGGAGAGGGCCCGCUCCCUCGCUGUGGACGAGAGCGAGGCCAAACUGUUUGACCUGAACGCCCGUAACCAGCUCACCCUGUGGGGUCCCGGCGGCGAGAUCCUGGACUACGCCAGUAAAGAAUGGGGCGGGUUAAUGGAGGACUACUACGGUCAGAGGUGGGCUCUGUUCAUCAACACUCUGGUGGAGUGCCUCAACAGCGGGACGCCUUUCAAACAAGAUACUUUCAACCAGGCUGCGUUUCAGGUGGAGAGGGGCUUCGUCUUCAACGGCCACUCGUAUCCCAGCAUGCCUCAGGGCGACACGUAUGAGAUCGCACACCGCAUCUUUCUGAAGUAUUACCCCCAGGCCUUAAAGAAGUUACAGUCACAGAACACGACCGCAGCUUUCAGCAGGAAGUGA